Molecule: messenger RNA, 1149 nt
Organism: Fusarium musae
Lineage: Eukaryota; Fungi; Ascomycota; Sordariomycetes; Hypocreales; Nectriaceae
Exons: 2
Coding region: 1-1149 (382 amino acids)
Source: RefSeq, a predicted model, not a curated record
AUGAUGUUACCCCAUCGCGAUAAAUGGGAUGCUCACUACUCGACGAUUGAAGAAACAGUCUACAUUGGCAGAGAUGUCUUUGUUGUUGUUGCCUCGACGUUAUCACUCUACAAUGCGAUCGAACUCCUCACCCUCAUCUCUCUUACCUUCAAAAGACGAUCGGGGCUUUAUUUUUGGAGUAUUCUCAUUACAUCAUUCGGAAUCAUUCCAUACUGUCUAGGAUGGCUCAUUGUCUACUUCGACCUUACACACGAUUAUGUUGGCAUGAUCAUUGAGACUGUUGGAUGGGUCCUCGUCAUUACUGGCCAGUCUGUUGUUUUGUACUCGCGACUUCACCUGAUUGUCACCGAUAUCAAGAUUCUUCGAGCCGUUCUCAUUAUGAUCAUCAUAAAUGGUCUCGUUUGGGUAAGCGAUACUCCUAAGCAACAUGGUUCCCGACUGACCACGGCCCAGCAUUCUACAAUGACUGUACUGCUCUUCGGAUCAGAGUAUAGUCCAAGUGACAAUAGAAAGGGCUUUAACAAUGUCUUUAACAUCAUGGAAAAGAUCUCCAUGUCCAUAUUCUAUCUGCAGGAACUCAUCAUCUCUGGUCUGUACAUCUGGAAGUCAAUGGAGAUCCUCAAGACAGCUUUCGGCAACACAAAAAGCAUGCUGUACAAGCUUUUCACGAUCAACUUCGUCAUCAUACUAAUGGACAUCGCUCUUCUUGCGAUAGAGUUCCAUGACCUUUAUGUCUGGGAGCAAGGUAUCAAGCUGGUCACCUACUCGAUCAAACUCAAGCUAGAAUUUGCUGUUCUUAGCGAACUCAUUGAGUUCGUUCGCAAUCGCAGCGGAACUCGAUCACGCCCAACAAAAAACACCGAGAACCAGAGUACUCUGGUGCCGUUGUCGUCCAUGCACAAGGGGACUACUAAAGAAACAACAUCGAGUACCAGAGACUUUAUCCACGCUGGCGGUUCUCGGACCAACACAACUAUUGCGGCUACUAAUCCGAUACCAGCCGCUCCGACUAAUGAUAGCAUACACGUUUUGAGAGAGGUUGACGUGGAGAGUUUGUCUGCUUAUCCUGGGAACAACCAAAGCACUGAUGAGCUAUGGGGUCGUCUACCUGAAGACCCUGGGAAGGUCAUCGUCGGAAGGGCAUUAUGA